Dipodomys ordii (Ord's kangaroo rat) is the source of this 350-nucleotide messenger RNA. Its product is annotated as growth arrest and DNA damage-inducible proteins-interacting protein 1-like. The transcript has a single exon. The annotation marks the transcript as partial. Lineage: Eukaryota; Metazoa; Chordata; Mammalia; Rodentia; Heteromyidae. Gene Ontology annotation, cellular component: nucleus. The record is from RefSeq and is a predicted model, not a curated record.
AUGGCGGCGCCCGUGCGGCCCGCGCGCGGCUUGCUCGGGCUGGCGGCGGCCUGGGGCCGUGGCGCCCGCGGUUAUCGCGCGCCCCCGCCCCCGCGCCGCUCGCCCGGGCCCUGGUGGCCCGACCCGGAGAACCCUCUGACCCCGAAGUGGCAGCUGGGGCCGCGCUACGCAGCCAAGCAGUUCGCGCGGCACGGCGCCGCCUCCGGGGUGGCCCCCGGCUCGCUGUGGCCGUCGCCGGAGCAGCUGGACGCGCUGGAGGCCGAGGAGCGGGAGUGGCAGCCGAGCCUGGCGACCAUGCAGGAGUCGCUGCGGGCGCGGCGGCUGGCCCAGGAGCAGAAGCGGCGGGCCAG